Macrobrachium nipponense is the source of this 3065-nucleotide messenger RNA. Its product is annotated as trypsin-like. Gene Ontology annotation, biological process: proteolysis. The record is from RefSeq and is a predicted model, not a curated record. NCBI's taxonomy places the organism in Eukaryota, Metazoa, Arthropoda, Malacostraca, Decapoda, Palaemonidae. Bases 141 to 1463 code for a protein of 440 amino acids. The transcript has 6 exons. Gene Ontology annotation, molecular function: serine-type endopeptidase activity.
ACGCCGAAGUAGCAGCAGUAACAACUCUAUGCUGUGUUUUCCACGACGCAUCAUCGUUCAGAUACCAUCGCCAACGUGCUUGUAACAACUGGUCCAGCCAAGACUUGGAGAUUUGGACUCCCCCAAAUUCCAACACCAACAUGGCGGGCAGAUACUGGCGCCGUAGUAUUUCUUUGCUGGCAUUCGGCAUCUUUUGCCUCCUGAGUAGUACUACCACGGCCCAUCAAAACGGAAAAUGCAGCUCUAAUGGAGGCAAGUGCGUCCCCAGAGACGAAUUGGAAACUGGUUGUAAGCGUUCGCUGUUCCGCUGUCCGCCAGGGUCUGUCUGCUGCCUGACAACAAGACCCCAGUCGAGGCAGGUUAGUCCACCCAAGCAAGUCGGCCCGAAGCGGAAGUGCGUCAAACGUAAGCCCUGCACCCUCCAGAUGGGCAUCUGCGUACCAGUGAAAAAAAACACCUGUACUACGGGAACUGACGACACCCUGUGUAAAGGGGCAAGCUGCACCUGUUGCCUAGACGUAUUGGAUUGCAAGCAAGUGAAAAAGUGCACGAAAAAGGGAGGCCAUUGCAUGAAAGUGACCGAAGCCUCCUCCACUUGUGCGGGGAAUACUGAUGCUCGUCUGUGCAAAGGAUCGAAAUGCACUUGCUGCUUGUCGGGGUCUUGUCAGUGCGGCCGAGCCAACGAACCUCGAAUCGUAGGAGGGCAGGUGGUGACACCCAAACACAAGUAUCCUUGGCUGGCCAGCAUUUAUAGCAGAAAUGGCGACACCUUCUUCUGCGGAGCCAGCGUCAUCGAUGACCGCCACAUCCUCACAGCGGCCCACUGUAUGUUCAGAAAGUUCGUCUAUCCUCUCUCGCGCGACGAAGUCCGAGUAGGGUUAGCGGACCAUAACUUAAUCUCGACGGCGGACGACAUCCCCGGUGUAACGAAGAAGGUUGAAAUCGAAGACUAUGUAGUUCACGAGCAAUACAACAGUACCACUAGCGAGAAUGAUAUUGCCGUUAUCAGACUGAAGGAGCCUUUAAGCUUAACAGCCGACGGACCUAUCAGACCCAUCUGCCUUCCGGCAGACGACAGCAUGACUUACGAGGGAGACAACGGCAUCGUCGCAGGAUGGGGCAAGUUGCAGUCUACCGAUUCAGCUGGAACCAACGUGUCAUACGAGGUCUCUGUCCCAAUCCUUAGUCCUGAUUGCCCAGGGGAAUUCCCGAGCGAUUACGUCAUCACACAGAACAACAUCUGCGCCGGUCUGGUAGAGGGAGGGAAAGACUCCUGCCAGGGGGACUCAGGAGGUCCCCUCGUUGUGUUGGAGGGCCAGACUUACACUCACGUAGGAGUCGUGUCCUUCGGCGACGGAUGUGCCAAACCGAACAGUCCGGGAAUCUACACAAGGACCAGCAAGUACCUGGAUUGGAUCAAGAGUAAAACACAGGGCGGCAAAGUGUGUCCGCCGGCCGUUUAAAGACGCUCACUGAUAUUAUCUCGUCUCUGGAAACCUGGCUUCCUCUGACUUGCUUGUGCUUGAGCUCGUAGUUACUAUAAUUUUGUGAAGUUCCUUAGUUCUAUCAUUAAGAUAUUAUAAUUAUUCAAAAGAAAGGGAUUACUAUGAGAUUCAGAGCCUUUGUCCCGUUGUUUUUCCGGAAUAACUUUUUUGUGUGCAUUUGACAAAGAUAUUCCUUAGCCAUAGUAUACUUUACAUCCCUACUUAAUUUUUGGCAGCAUUCUUCAUUAAUUAUAUUAGAAAAAAAGUAUAUUCAUAAGAGUUAAAUAAAGCAACCGAAGCCAGUGGUGGAACACUCUAAUGUAUGGUUUCUAAGCUAUACGUGACAUAAACAUAUAUCUCUGAAAUUCUGAUUGAAUAUUCGUACCUUGUCAAGGCUUCAAGAAUGGCGGCUAUGAUAAGUCAUUGUCCCCGUGGUUGCAGGACAGCUUUUGUGAUUCGACCUGCACAAUUGUUUACAAGUGAGGAGGCCCGGGGCAAACCCUACGUAAGCUUGAACGGGUAAAUGAAUAAUAGGGCCCUUUUUUUGGGUAAGGAGUACAUCCGGACAUCCAAGGCUACCAAGUUCUCGUCAUUUGUUGACUUUCAAAAGGUGCAGAAAAUUAUCAAAGGAGUUACGACGAAUGCCGAAGUUUUCUUCACUUUUUUAAUUGAUUUUUAACUGUAUAAUUUUUCAAUGGAGAAAUGGUGAUAGAAAUAAUUUCUCGGAUUACUUGUGGAAACCCUUUUCUUCUUCAAGGAUUUUAGCACUCGACCUCAUGACACAAAUCAUAUAUACUACUACUAAUACUAUUACUACUACGACUACUACUACUACUACUACUACUACUACUACUACUACCACUACCACAAAGUGUAAACAAGGAGUAUUGGUUGUACUUCAUUGUUGCCAGAGGUUGAGACUUUUUCACGAAUAGCCAAUUAUCCAUCGAGAAGGAGGCAAGUUAAUAACUGUCCUAAGUUACGUCAUUAUAUCUUCGAAAGACAUUCCUCUGAGUUGGCUGACGAUGUCUACAAGAAGUCGGUGUUACUCUUAUAAUUUACCAGAAUUGUGCAACUUUCGUCAUACAGAAUACAGUAAAAAAAAUUAGGUAGGAAUGUAAGAUACCCUGUGACAAAGUGUCAUCUUUGUCAGGUACGUUGGUAAAAUCUUAUUCCGGAAAAAACACCGGGACAUCGCCUGUGAAUCUCAUAGUAGUCGUUAGCGGUUUCUAAAAGUUUAAUUUUGAAUUUAACAUUGAAUAGGACAGAGCUAAAUACAAUAAGUUUUUUUCCUAUUAAAUUAAAAAAAAACUUUUUUUUUAAAUUUGGCCUAAAGAGUUAGUAUAUCAUUAAAAUACAUAAUAGUUACACGAUUUAACAGUCAAUAAUAGCUGAAAGCAAAAUAACAAAAUAAAUAUAUAUGAACAUACGUAUUUAUUUACAUUCUGUCUGACCCAUUACUGUUCAAUGUAAACUUGCCGACAUUUUUGAAUUUCAUGUCCUUUUCUUCCAUGUGUUUCGUGUGAUUCCAAUUGGAGGAUAUAUUGCACUAUAGUAAUAAAGGUUGCACUGCAUAUAAAA